CGGCGGCGGCGGCCGGCGCGGCGGCGGCGGAUCUGGGAGGCGCGGCAUGGCUGCGCAAGAGAUGCGGCUCGUUGGCUGCGCGGCGGGAAGAAGGAGAGGUGGAGCUGCUGCGCGGCAGAGGAAGGAGGAGGCAGCUGAGGAGCUGCUUGGUCUCCUCGAGAGUGGAGCUUUUCCAAAGAUCUUGUACCUCUUGCUGCGGCUGCUGCUUGCUCCUCAGUGUGACGCGCUGUGGUGCUGCGGGAGGAGAAGAGGAGAACGGUAGUGGAGAAGGGCAGCUCCUUGUUGUACUGCUGUGUGAGCUGGAGAACUGCUGCGGGGGUUGGCUGCUGUUGGAGGCCAAGAUCCUCUGAAACUGCUGCUGUUUGCAGAGGAAGGAGGAAGAGAACUGCUGCUGUUUGAAGGAGGAAGAGAACUGCUGCUGGAGGAAGCGGCUGUGGUUGCUGCUUGCACUUGGGUGCUGCUGCUAGCCAGGGGGUGUAAAGGGACCAACUGUGCAGCUGUAGGGCUGUGCUGCUGAGGGCUGCUGUUGCUGGUUACCGGAUCGGAGAUGGCUGAACCAAAUGCGCUUGCUGCGGCUUUUGAGAAGCUCGCUAAGAUCCUCGCAGAGUCCAACUCUGGGGCCAUCGUUCCUCGACACGAAGUGGCUCAGAAGCUCGAAAUGUCACCCUUGGACAUAAAGCUGGAGAGGGCCACAAAUUACUUGAGUUGGUCCAGGAGGGCAUUGCUGGCUGUAGAACAGAAGGAACUUGAUGGGCACUUAUUGGGUACGAUUGAUCCAGGAGACAAGAAUACCACGGAGGGAAAAAGGUGAAAGGUCAUAAACUCUAUGCUCGUUGGCUGGUUGUUGAACUCAGUGGUGCCCUCAAUUGGACGCACUGUGGAGGGACUAUCCACGUCCGCUGAGAUAUGGAAGACCCUCUCCAUCCAAUACUCAGGCAAGGGUAAUUUCAUGCUAAUCGCUCAGAUUGAGGGGAAGAUCAGUCGGUUGCGCCAAGGUGACGACAUGUCAGUGAUGGCCUAUGUGGCAGAGCUGCAGGCUUUGUGGGCAGAGCAAGAUAAUUGUGAUCCUUUGGAACUAUAUGAUGCAGCUUGUAUCGAGUCAGGGCGCAAGUGGAUUGCACGCAGGCGUGUGCUGAAACUGUUGGAAGGGCUCAGAGGUUGCUUUCAUGAAAGGGGGGCAUCCUUGUUGCACCAACCUCUCCUGCCAACUAUUGAGGAGACCAAUGCAGCAAUGUCUCAAGAGGAGGUGAGGCUAUCUCUUGAGCAUGCAGACGUGAAGGUUGUGCCGGCUUUGACAUUUGCAGUCACUGAGCGCAUGGAGUGGAAAGAUCCUAACAAAUGUCAUAUCUGUAGGGAGGUAGGUCCAACUCGUGGCAGAGGCAGGGGAUACAACAGAGGAGGAACUGGCAGAGGCAGGCAGGCUAGAGGCAGAGGUGUAUACAUAGGGACCUCAGGGGGUCAACCUUCUUGGGGCAGAGGUGGCCACUCAGGAAACCCAGGGGGGCAGAGUGCACAUAUGGUAGUUGAAGGGGACACUGUGAAAUCAAAGGGCGAGGCAGUUGACGAAUCUACCUAUGGAGAAUUUGCUCAUUGGGCCUCCACUGAUGAAGGAGCGCCAGACGAGCCAGACGGUUGGGACUGGCACCAGGUGUAAGGAGCUCUGGUACAUGGACCAGGAGGUGCAGCCGGACUUGAUGUAUGCUGCGACCAUGGAGGACAAGGAGAAGCAGGCGAUGAUCCAUCACUGCAGGAUGGGGCACGUAUCUUUUGAUAAGAUGAGUAGAAUAUUUCCGGAUGUUAUGUGUGGAAUAGGCAAGGGCAAGUUGACAUGUGAUGUUUGCGAAUAUGCAAAACACACACGAGCCUCAUAUGUGAGUAAGGGGCUUAGGAGCAUAUCUCCCUUUAUGCUUAUUCAUUCGGAUGUAUGGACUAGCCCAGUAGUGUCAAUGAAUGGAAAGAAGUAUUUUGUUACCUUCA
Messenger RNA from Hordeum vulgare subsp. vulgare (domesticated barley), 1977 nucleotides. RefSeq lists its product as uncharacterized. The coding region runs from base 827 to 1654 and encodes 275 amino acids. The transcript is spliced from 2 exons. The record is from RefSeq and is a predicted model, not a curated record. Lineage: Eukaryota; Viridiplantae; Streptophyta; Magnoliopsida; Poales; Poaceae.